Plasmodium relictum is the source of this 1068-nucleotide messenger RNA. It is a transcript of the gene COQ4, whose product is annotated as ubiquinone biosynthesis protein COQ4, putative. Gene Ontology annotation, cellular component: mitochondrial inner membrane. NCBI's taxonomy places the organism in Eukaryota, Apicomplexa, Aconoidasida, Haemosporida, Plasmodiidae. The transcript has a single exon. Bases 1 to 1068 code for a protein of 355 amino acids. The record is from RefSeq and is a predicted model, not a curated record. Gene Ontology annotation, biological process: ubiquinone biosynthetic process.
AUGUACAAUUUUGUAAAAAUAUUUCGAUCAAAUUUUAUAGAUGUAAAUACUUUAAAUAAGCUGGAGAUUUUUUUUAAAAACAUAUUCAGAAUAUAUAAAGCUCCUGGUAGAACUCAUCUGUUAGCUCAUGCAGCUGAUAUGUCAUCAGUAUAUGCAGUAAAAAAUAUUUAUAAUUAUAUGAAAGAUGAUGAAGAAGGAAAAUUAAUAUUAAAAGAGAAGCCUUUAUUAAUAAGACAAGAAGUUCAUUUUAAUGAAUUAAAAAAAUUACCUAGAAAUACAUUAGGAUAUAAAUAUAUGGAAUUUUUAGAAACAUGUAAAAUACAUGCUCAUAAUAGAGAAGUUGCUCAUUUUUUUAAUGAUGUAAACUAUUCAUAUAUAUUAACUAGAUACAGACAAAUACAUGAUAUAGCACAUGUAGUUUAUAAUUUAAAUAUAUCAAUUGAAUCAGAAGCAGCACUCAAAUUAAUAGAAUUGAUACAAACAAAAUUACCUAUAACACUUCUAGCAAUUAUAGUUGCACCUUUUAUGACCCCUUUAUAUCGCUUUCAGUAUAUUUUCAAAGAUAAAAUUCCCCCCAAAUUUUUAAGUACUGAUUUUGAUUUUACAUAUAAUGAUUUAUUCAAUUAUAUCGAUGAAUUGUCCAUUAAGCAAUAUGAUUAUGAUUUAACUGAUUACUUCCAUGUAGAUAAAAGAGAAGAUCCUCUUUUCUAUUCCAAAUUAUAUAAAUGCUAUUUUGAUAAUCUAAAUAAUUCUUCCUAUGUAAGAGGAUCUAUUAUGUAUGGCUUUGAAAAUAAAAGUACUAACGAUAUUUUUUACGAUAAAUUAAACAAUGAAUAUAUAUAUUUAAAAAAUAAUGAAAAAAAAUAUCUUCUUUUUCAAUAUAAACCGAGAAAAAUAUUAUUACAACAAUUAUAUCCAUGGGCAUACAAAUCAGGUAUAUCAGCAACAAAACCUUUACAUUCUAUUUAUGUUGAAAAAUGGCUAGAUAAGGAUAUUGAUUUAUUCAGAAAACAAUAUAAUAUAAUACCCCUUCCAUCACACUUAAAUUUAAUGGCUGGAAUUAACUAA